Molecule: messenger RNA, 4158 nt
Organism: Cyclopterus lumpus (lumpfish)
Lineage: Eukaryota; Metazoa; Chordata; Actinopteri; Perciformes; Cyclopteridae
Product: bromodomain-containing protein 3-like
Exons: 12
Coding region: 610-2637 (675 amino acids)
Biological process (GO): regulation of DNA-templated transcription; chromatin remodeling
Cellular component (GO): chromatin; nucleus
Source: RefSeq, a predicted model, not a curated record
CGCCACUGCGCCUGCGCAGACGGAAGACAGCUGAUAACUCAUCUAUUAUGCUACUUCGCUAAAUAAAAAAAGCUCCAUUAAACCCGACUGCAGCCCGCAGGACGUCCCGGAGCAUCGAGCCCCGACGUGAAGACGCCUCUCCGCGCGGUACUGGAGGGUUACCGGAGGCCGAGGAGCGCGAGAGAAGCGGUAAAGGAGCGGAGGCCGUGCGGGCCGUGCGGGAUGGUGCGGGAUGCGGACUGGCCGCUCGGCGCCUUCAGACAAAGCUCAGCUAACAGGCUAACGGCUCAUUAGCUCGACUUAACGUUCUGCACGCAAGCGGCUCCGUGAGCGCGGCGAUCCUCCCGGUGAGCCGCCCGGUACCGAGCUAACGGGGAGAGCCCUCCCCCCAACACGCGCUCAGACGGCAACGAGACCGAGAUUCCGACUAUUUACGACGUUUCCGUGUUCGGUUGUGCGAUGGGAGUUUGUCUCCUCAGAGGAAACAUCAAGCUGAAGAAUCGACACCAGCUGAACUGAACACACACAGACCACAGAGGGAGUUGCUUUUUCACCUUGAGGUCAGACACUGCCAUUCCACAGUGCAUUGCUGCGUCACCCUCGUCCACCAUGUCGGACGCCCCCGAGGCUGCGCCCCCCAGCCCCCCCACCCUCACCAACCCGGCCCCCCCGGAGGUCACCAACGCCACCAAGCCUGGCAGGAAGACCAACCAGCUGCAGUACAUGCAGAACGUGGUGGUGAAGACCCUGUGGAAGCAUCAGUUCGCCUGGCCCUUCUACCUGCCGGUCGACGCCAUCAAACUCUGCCUGGCAGACUACCACAAGGUGAUCAAGAACCCGAUGGACAUGGGAACCAUCAAGAAACGUCUGGAGAACAACUACUACUGGAGCGCCAGUGAGGCCAUGCAGGACUUCAACACCAUGUUCACCAACUGUUACAUCUACAACAAGCCCACGGACGACAUCGUCCUCAUGGCUCAGGCGCUGGAGAAGAUCUUCCUGCAGAAGGUCUCUCAGAUGCCUCAAGAAGAAGUCGCUCUGCUGCCUCCAGCUCCCAAAGGCAAGAGCAAGAAGCCCGCCGCCGCUCCUACAGUGAGCCAGCAGGCGGAGUCCUCAGCCUCCCCUCCUCCCCCCUCCUACCCUUCCCCGUCCCCCUCUCAGACACCUGUCAUCUCGACCACGCCCACACCUGUCCAGACCACGCCCCCCGUCUCGGCUCUGCAGCCCCCGGCAACCAUGAUGCCGUCUGCACAGCCCGUCGUCAAGAAGAAAGGUGUGAAGAGGAAAGCCGACACCACCACCCCCACCACGUCGGCCAUCUCUGCCGGUCGCGCCGACUCUCCUUCCGCUCAAGACACCAAACCCCCCAAACUGGGCUCGUCCCGCCGUGAGGCCGCCGCCCGACCUGCCAAGACCCGCAGGGAGACGGUAGAGGAGGUGGCCGUGGUAGAGGUGGUAGGAGGAGGAGCCGGGAGGAGUAAGGGCGGUAAGCUGGGCGAGCAAAUGAAACACUGCGACGCCAUCCUGAAGGAGAUGCUCUCUAAGAAACACGCCGCCUACGCCUGGCCCUUCUACAAGCCGGUGGAUGCGGAGGCCCUGGAGCUGCACGACUAUCACGACAUCAUCAAGCACCCCAUGGACCUCAGCACCGGCCGGAAAAAGAUGGAUAAAGGAGAGUACAGUGACCCUCAAAGUUUUGCGACUGAUGUCAGGUUAAUGUUCUCCAACUGUUACAAGUACAACCCUCCAGACCACGAGGUGGUGGCCAUGGCCCGCAAGCUGCAGGACGUGUUUGAGAUGCGUUUCGCUAAGAUCCCAGAUGAGGGCCUGGAAGCAUCGGCCCCGUCUACAACACCAUUGGUCAGUAAAAGCACCGCCUCCUCUGACAGCAGCAACAACUCCUCCUCCGACGAAUCGUCCGACUCAGAGGAGGAGCGAGCCACGCGAUUGGCUGAGCUACAGGAGCAGGUUGGUGCUGCCGACCAAUCACAGUUGAAGGCGGUGCACGAGCAGCUGGCCGUCCUGUCCCAGGCUCCUGUCAGCAAGCCAAAGAAGAAGAAAGAGAAGAAAGACAAGGAGAAGAAGAAAGAUAAAGACAAAGGGAAUAAGAGCAAGAUGGAAGAAGAGAAGAAGCCCAAAGCUGCUGCUCAGCAGCCAAAACCAGCCAAUCAGAAGAAGGCGCCAGCCAGGAAAGCCAACAGCACGGUGACCGCCACGAGGCAACCUAAGAAAGGCAGUAAGGCGUCGGGUGGUGGCUCGGCUAACGGUGACGAUGGCGAGGAGUCAUCUCUGCCGAUGUCGUACGACGAGAAGCGCCAGCUGAGUCUAGACAUAAACCGGCUGCCGGGGGAGAAGCUGGGCCGCGUCGUCCACAUCAUCCAGUCCAGAGAGCCAUCGCUGAGGGACUCGAACCCUGACGAGAUCGAGAUCGACUUCGAAACCCUUAAACCCUCCACACUUCGAGAGCUGGAGCGCUACGUCAAAUCCUGCCUUCAGAAGAAGCAGAGAAAGCUACUGCAAAAGGCAGCCGGAGGCGGGGCGUCGGGAGGCGGGGCUAAUCGCUUGAGUGGCAGCUCCUCUUCCUCCUCUGAUGACAGUUCCUCAACAGGAACCUCAUCUUCCUCCGACACAGACUGAACAUACGGAUUUACAAACUCACAGUACACACACAUGUUACUGAACACACACACUGAUCACACACACAGAGGUUUAUCCACUCUAUACACACACACAGCUCAAUCUAUCCAGUUAACACAUGCAGAUAUACACUAACACACACAUCCAUGUAAACUUCCAUCCUGAAAAAACCCAAACAAAAGACAGAGAUACACUCUCUGAACUUCUUACAACACACACACACACACACACGUAUAUAUAAGAACAUUACACACACCCAGACUUGGAGACUGUAUGUAAAUAGGCUGCCAGGUUUUUUAGCUCCUAGUGUCGUUAUUUUUUUUAUUUUAAUUUUUUUUCCUGGAGGAAUGCCGACAGAUGGAAGAGAAGAAGAAGAAGAAAGGAGGGAGAGGAGGAGGUGAGGCGGGUUGUCUCUCUAGGAGUCGUACUGAUCUUCUCUGAACAGCUUUCUUGUUCUUGGCUGGCCGGCUGUGACCCCUGACCUCUGAAAACAUUCCAGAAGCAUCUAUAGAGCAUCAUGAGGGGGAGGGGGGGGGUCUUAGUGGUUUUACGUCAAUCAAGGUUUCUGAUCGAUCGUAAGUUGAAUUUGGUCUUUGCGGCUUGACGGCCUACGAGACACACAGGAGCCAAUCGGAGUCCUUCCUUGGUCCUGAACCUCAUGAAGCUGUUUGACGGUCUGAAGACUAUCUGAUGGAUCAGGUUCCUGUUCUGAAGACGGUGUGAAGGAUCAGGGUCACGUCUGAUGGAUCAGGUUCACGUCUGAAGACGAUCUGAUGGAUCAGGUUCACGUCUGAUGGAUCAGGUUCUCGUCUGAUGGAUCAGGUUCUCGUCUGAUGGAUCAGGUUCACGUCUGAUGGAUCAGGUUCUCGUCUGAUGGAUCAGGUUCACGUCUGAAGACGGUCUAAAGGAUCAGGUUCACGUCUGAUGGUUCAGGUUCUCGUCUGAUGGAUCAGGUUCUCGUCUGAUGGAUCAGGUUCACGUCUGAUGGAUCAGGUUCUCGUCUGAUGGAUCAGGUUCACGUCUGAAGACGGUCUAAAGGAUCAGGUUCACGUCUGAAGGUUCAGGUUCUCGUCUGAAGGAUCAAGUUCACGUCUGAAGACGUCUGAUGGAUCAGGUUCACAUCUGAUGGAUCAGGUUCACGUCUGAAGACGAUCUGAAGGAUCAGGUUCACGUCCGAUGGAUCAGGUUCAUGUCCGAUGGAUCAGGUCUGAUGGAUCAGGUCUUGUCUCUGUAGGUCUCACGUUGUCCUUAAAGACCAUGAACUCUUUAAAUGAACCCGUUGGCCUCGUGGACACGUUUCAUGUGUAAGAGACGUCUGAUCGGUUGUUAUUGAGGUUGUUGUUAUUAUUAUUAUUAUUAUUAUUAUUAUUAUUAUUAUUACAAUCAUGAACCGGUUUUCAAAGUAAAAGUCUGAUGGAUGAUUUUCUAAAAACAAAAGUAAAAUCCCUGAGACCAGACCCGGUCCUCUGCUGGUUCUGCAACCCAAACUCACAACCUACUGGACCCCCCUCCCCCACUCCC